Dovyalis caffra is the source of this 1449-nucleotide messenger RNA. The record is from the annotation of a GenBank genome assembly. Lineage: Eukaryota; Viridiplantae; Streptophyta; Magnoliopsida; Malpighiales; Salicaceae.
AUGGCCUCACCAGCGUUCUCCAAUAACAGCAGUGGCAUAUCAAUCUCCGUAGCUGACGACGACGACUCAGACGAACCGAGUCGAAUGCGAGCCCGAGUGCGUAGAAAACGCAAGAAACACCAUCACCGAGUCAGGAACGAGUUUUCACAGAGAAUCAUUAGAUUUGUUUUAAAGUAUUGGACUGUCUUGAUCUUCCUUCCCGCAGCUGGGUUGCUAAUAUUUGAAGCCUCUAAGAUUGGUAGGAAACCGGGUUUGGAUGAUGUGAAAGCGUCCGAACGAGUUAACGAAGUGACAAAGCCUAGUUUUCGAGCUGAAGGGAAUAAUAAAUCGGAAGGGAACUUGAACCGGCUUGAUCCGGUGACUCACAUUGUCGGUGGUGUUAGAGAACGUUGCUUGAAGCUGCUACCGGAUGAAGAACUUCAACAUCUGGAUAUUCCAAUCCAUGAUGAUUUCAGUGGUCCUGUUAAAAAUGUGGUGUACAUAUCAGAGAAAGAUACACAACAUAUAGGAGCAAACACUACCUUGUCCGGACAGAGCACAGAAGGCUCGAGAUUUAAUUUAUUUACUGGACAUCAAACUUUUGAUCAGAGGGAGAGAAGUUUUAAGGUGAAAGAAACAGCUGAGCUGCAUUGUGGGUUUUACAGUGAAAAUGGGGGGUUUAAGAUUUCUGAUGAGGACAAAAGUUACAUGCGAACCUGCAAAGUUGUGGUGUCUACAUGUGCAUUUGGUGGUGGAGAUGACCUUCAUCAACCUAUUGGAAUGUCAGAGGCAUCUCUUGAAAAGGUUUGUUAUGUUGCAUUUUGGGACGAAAUUACUCGAGCAGCUCAGGAGUCUCAGGGGCACAGAAUUGGCGUGGACCAUUUUAUUGGGAAAUGGCGUAUUGUCGUUGUAAGGGAUCUUCCUUUUGCAGACCAAAGGUUAAAUGGUAAAAUCCCUAAGAUGUUGGGACAUCGCUUAUUUCCUCAGGCAAAGUACUCUAUUUGGGUAGAUUCGAAGUCCCAAUUUAGGAGAGAUCCUUUAGGUGUUUUGGAAGCCCUUCUUUGGCGAUCAAAUUCUGUCUUAGCAAUUUCUGAACAUGGAGCUCGCAGCAGUGUGUAUGAUGAGGCUAAGGCUGUUGUCAAGAAACACAAAGCCACCCCGGAGGAAGUGGAGGUGCAGAUAACUCAGUAUCGGCGUGAUGGCUUGCCUGAAGACAAAAGAUUGAAUGGAAAGAAAGCUCUAAACGAAGCUUCGAUCAUUGUGAGGGAGCAUACACGACUGACUAAUCUAUUUAUGUGCCUCUGGUUCAAUGAAGUAGUUCGUUUUACAUCUAGGGAUCAGAUGAGUUUCCCAUAUGUUCUUUGGCGGUUGAAAGUGCUCAAGGACAUCCAUAGGUUUCCAGUUUGCAUCCGAAAAGAUCUUGUUAAUAGUAUGGGCCAUGUACGUAAGGCCAAACCUUUGAUGAGUUGA